Molecule: messenger RNA, 2251 nt
Organism: Drosophila teissieri
Lineage: Eukaryota; Metazoa; Arthropoda; Insecta; Diptera; Drosophilidae
Gene: Bulli
Product: regulator of MON1-CCZ1 complex
Exons: 8
Coding region: 262-2190 (642 amino acids)
Biological process (GO): regulation of autophagy
Cellular component (GO): late endosome membrane; Mon1-Ccz1 complex; lysosomal membrane
Source: RefSeq, a predicted model, not a curated record
UUUCUUAAAAUUUAAGCAAAUAUAUUUUUCCUGGGCCCUGUCUGCCUUUUUUUCUUAUCGGUGUUGUUUGUAUACUAAACAGCUGACAGGGCUGGCAAAAACACCGCUGAUAGCGAUAGUGAUGGCAAAUAAACGCUGACUCAUAACACUACGAUACUCGUGACACAUCUCUACCACCGUGCUCUAACGUCACAUCUCUAAUGGGGGCGUAUAAAAAGUUGUGCAGUUGCAGUUGGUUGUUUAUUAUUAUCUAGCACAACAAUGGAUAAUUCCAAUGGAAUCCACUACAUUGAGCUAUCCCCAAAUCCCAUACGAUUUGAUGCCGUGAGCCAGCUAACAAAUGUGUUCUUCGAUGACUCCAACAAGCAGAUAUUUGCUGUUCGAUCUGGAGGCGCUACUGGUGUGGUGGUCAAGGGGCCCGGAUCCCCCGAUGAUAUCGUCAUCUCCUUCUGCAUGAGCGACCGUGGCGGUGCCAUAAGAUCCAUCAAGUUCUCGCCGGACAACCAAAUCCUGGCCGUUCAGCGAAAGGAGAACUCAGUGGAGUUCAUAUGCUUUCAGGGAGAUCAGCCUCUGCUGCAGGAUAUCAUUACACACCAGGUGAAGACCAUGAUCCAUGGCUUUGUGUGGGUCCACAAUCGAGAGGUGGCCCUGAUAUCGAAUACUGGCGUGGAGGUCUACACCGUAGUUCCUGAAAAGCGACAGGUGCGCUCUGUGAAAUCGCUGAGCAUUGGCAUCAAGUGGUUCGCCUGGUGCUGCGAUGCCAAUGUGGCUCUACUUUGCACCACCGAAGGAAACACUCUAAUUCCGGUCCUGGUCAAGCAGAAAGUCAUCACCAAGCUGCCGAAAGUGGACAUGGGCAAUCCCAGUCGCGAUGUUCAGGAGAGCAAGGUAACCUUGGGACAAGUGUACGGCGUGCUGGCUGUACUUAUCCUCCAGUCGAAUAGCACCACCGGACUGAUGGAAGUCGAGGUGCAUUUGCUCAAUGGACCGGGCUUGGCCCCACGAAAGUGCCAUGUCCUUCGCUUGAGUCUGCUAGGACGCUUCGCCAUCAACACGGUGGAUAAUCUGAUUGUGGUGCACCAUCAAGCUUCAGGCACUUCGCUGCUAUUCGACAUUUCCCUUCCCGGAGAGGUGAUCACUGAAAUAACCUAUCACACACCCAUAACUCCGGGGCGUUCCAUCAAACCCUUUGGCUUGAAGCUACCUUCUCUUUCGCCUGAUGGACAAAUCUUGCAGUGCGAGUUAUAUUCCACACACUGGGUACUAUUCCAGCCCAAUAUUGUAAUCGAUGCCAAGUUGGGCUGCAUGUGGUUUUUGAACCUCUGCAUUGAACCAUUGUGCCAACUGAUUUCGGAUCGCAUUCGACUUACGGAGUUCCUGCUGCAGCGCAGCAGUGGCAAACAGGUGCUAUUAAAAGUCGUUGGGCAGUUGGUAGAUGACCAGUAUAAGGGAACACUAUUGCCAGUCCUAGAGACCAUCUUCAGUCGAAUUAACAAGAUCUACGCGUCUUGGGUGCAGUUGGAGCUGCAGAAUCAAACCGCCCAGCCAUCGAACGUAAAAACUACGACCCUCAAGCAGAGCACACCGCCCAUUGUGCUCAUCGAGCAACUGGAUAUGGUGCAGAUCUUUCAGCGCAUAGCUCGCCGCCCGUACACGGAAUCCAUAUUGAUGCUGUACCUGCAAUCCCUGAACAAGUUCAACAUUGCCGCCCAGGAGGAGCUGAGCAAGAUGAUUAUCAGCGAGCUGAUCUCCAAUCGUAGCUUCGACACCUUGCGACGCUUGGUCAGCUAUUCGAUGCUGCUGGAAUCCAAGUCGGUGGCUUGCUUUUUGUUAUCUCAUUCAAAUGUGGAUACCGCGAUAUCACAGGUGGCCAUUGAUAUGCUCGGCAGGAUUGAAGCACAUGAAAUCAUCAUUGAAGUGAUGUUGGGUCAAGGCAAAGUUAUCGAUGCCCUAAGGCUAGCUAAAAACUCAAUGGGCCUGGAAAAAGUGCCAGCUCGCAAGUUUCUGGAGGCGGCUCAUAAGACAAAAGAUGAUCUAAUAUUCCACAGCGUGUUCCGCUUCUUCCAAAUGAGAAACCUUAAACUUUAUGAGACUCUGUCUUUUCCCAAGGCUGAACAGUGCACGGAAUUUAUACAGCACUAUAACAACACUUUUCCCGCUGAAAACCCUACCAGACAGCCUAUAAGCUAAAGGCAUCAACGAAAAUAGCCAUUUCUGAUUAUUGUAAUUAAAAGUUUGCUUUAGAAAUAUA